CGAUACUCAUUAUUUAUUAUCGAUCUCAAAUCGGUAUAAAAAAAAAGGAAACUAAAUAAUUUGUAUAAACUAAUUUAUUAGUACGUUAAAUUAAUUAAUAUUUUUAAUUUAAAAUGUGAAAUUUUUAUCAAACACAAAAACAAUAAAGGUAAAAAUUAUAUGAAUGGUAGAAUAACUCUAAUUUCCCCGCAUAGGUACAUGAGCAUAUUUCAACGUUACAUUAUUCCUAAAAUGAAGGUCAUCCAUCAAAGCUACAAAAGAAAGCAUUUUGAAUAACAAAAAUAAGCAUACACUCCAUGAGUCCUUUUCUCUCUAUUUUCCCCCCUUUUUAAUUUCAAUUUAACCUAACAAAAUCAAUUUUUGAAAUAUACAUGAAUGUCGACCUAACAAAAUCAAUGUUCAUUGAAAAUUUCCUGCAACCAGGGGUUGAUAGAAACAAAGAAGAACAUGAGAGAGGAAGAUUUACUAUUGCAAUCAUUUUCAUUGUUUCUUCUAUAACCACGUACGCCAUCGUUACAUCGCAUGUUCGGAAGUUUUCCCUGUUUUUCAGAACUUACUUAAUUUGUAUUUUGAUAUAAAGCUAGGAGAAAAUGGAUGUUACCCGAAAGGUGCUAUGUGGGCAGGAUUUAUUUAACCCAGUUUUAGCAAUGGGGUUACAAGCUUCUUUGCUUCUUUCGGUUUCUCAUCUUCUUCAGAUUGCUGUCAAGUCUAUAGGGAUUCCUACACCUAUUCCGCAGAUUACUGCUGGGUUGUUGAUUGGUCACUCACUAUUGUCUAAGAUAAAGCCACUGGAAAAAUACUUCAUUCAAACAAAUUCUGCUGACUACUACAAUGUGUUAGCCUUUUUUGGUAGAACUUGUGUUGUGUUUUUGAUUGGUCUAGAGCUGGAUAUUGCCUAUAUGAAGCGUCAUUUGCGUGGUGCAAGCAUUAUUGCACUUGCAGCAUCAGUACCAUGUAUCAUCAGUUCGGCAGCCAUCUCUUUCUUUAUGUUUCAGUUUUUCAUGGGGAAACAUGAAAGCUUUGCAGCAUUCAUGUUUAUUUUUAUGUUAUCAAUUGUAAACUCAGCCUCUCCUCUAGUCAUCCGUUUCAUAGCUGAGUUAAAGUUAGGAACAUCGAACUUUGGACGUUUAGCGGUAUGCUCUUCGUUGCUAAACGAUAUCACUUGCAUAUUAUGUGGGGGUCUAUUGAUGAAAACUGUUGAAGAUGGUAAAUUUAGAUUUGGUGAAUGGAUUUGGUCUUUGCUUUUCACUGCAAUAGUUAGCUUGGUAGUGCGACGAGUUGCCCUUUUACUUAAUAAGUGUAGCCCAGAAGCGCAGUACCUAAAGAAUACGCAAAUCAUACCUCUGUUUCUGUUUGUUCUGCUUAGUGCAAGUUUUGUUGAUAGAUGGGGAGCUGCUAACAGCUUGUUGACUGCAUUAGUUCUAGGAGUAACUUUCCCUCGCCAAGGAAAAACUGCUCGAACUAUGAUGCACAAGCUUUCUUAUGCUGUUUAUACCUUUGUGCUCCCUAUUUACUUUGGUUAUACCGGUUUUCAAGCCAACUUUGCGGAUGCUGUCAUACUCAAGAAUUUCGUAGCAGCUGCUGUGAUCGUAACAGUAAGCAUUGGUGGCAAGAUUUUAGGUACUCUCAUUGCUUGUCAACGAUUGAAAAUUCCAUUAAAAGAAGGGGUAGUUCUUGGGUUGCUUUUGAAUUUAAAAGGUCACUUUGAUGUUAUGAUCUUAGGCGCUGUCAGACUGAAAAUAGACUGGAAUAGUAGUUUUGUGGAGGUGAUGUUAAUGACAGCUAUACUAAAUACGCUAAUUAGUGGAAUUGCCGUGGCUUUUAUAGUUUUGAAAGACACGGGUACCUUUUCGUAUAAGCCGGUUACUCUGGAACAACAAAAUCCGGACACAGAGUUACGAGUGUUGGCUUGUGUUCAUGGUCCUCGUAAUGUUCCAACAAUGGUAAAAGUGAUCGGAUGGUUAAGCUGGUCAAAAAACUUACCUAUAUGUGCUUACCUAAUGCAUUUGGUUGAGCUUCUCCCAAAGAAGAGGAGCAGUAAGAUGUAUCACCAAUUAGAGGAUGAUGAACUCAGUGAUGAUGAUACCUAUGGUGGAAAUGACGCGGUAGAGAUCAACAAUGGUGUGGAUGCCUUUGUAUUGGAAACGAACAUUUUCAUUCGCCAAAUGAAGGUUGUUUCAUCUAUAUCAUGUAUGUUUGAGGAUGUUUGUGACGUAGCUGAAGAUGUACGAGCAUCGCUUAUAAUUUUGCCGUUCCAUAAACAUCAAAGGAUAGAUGGGAAGAUGGAAAGUAGUAAGGAUGGAAUACGAACUACCAAUCAGAGAGUGCUUCGACAUGCCCCUUGUACGGUUGCCAUCCUUGUUGAUCGCGGGCUUAUUGGGUCCUCGGGUUUGAAGACAAUGCCACACGUAGCGAGCUUGUUCUUUGGAGGACCUGAUGACCGUGAAGCAUUGUCUCUUAGUACAUAUAUUGCUAUGCAUCUUGGCAUGAAUCUUACUGUCAUGAGGUUUCUGAAAGCGUCUACAAGAUCAGGACAAGAAAGGAUCAAUGUUUCAUCACAAGGGAAUGAUCAAGUUCUAAUGGCAAUGCCAAGUCGCGGAGCUGAAGAUGAAGCAGACAAUGCAUUUUUAGAGGAUUUCUACAACAAGUAUGUGACCUCGGGUCAAGUCGGGUACAUAGAGAAGCAUGUAAAUAAUGGAGCACAAACUGCUGUAGCAUUGAGAGACAUUGUAGAUAUGUAUCAUUUAUUCAUAGUUGGAAACGGAGGACGACGAAAUUCAACUGUAACAAAUGGGAUGAGUGAUUGGGAAGAAUGUCCAGAAUUAGGCAAUGUGGGUGAUCUCUUGGCUUCCUCAGAAUUUGAUCCCAAUUGCUCUGUUUUGAUCGUUCAACAAUACAAGCCUCCAUUAGAUUAAAUCACACAAUCAAAAGAGAAUUUAGACUCGGAUCUGUUUAUGCCAUGUCUUUAGGUCAUUUGAUUAAGAACCCUAUUAAUAUUAAUUUGUAUAACAUAUAUGUCAGUCCAGUAGGUUCAUUAUACAUGUAGUGAUACGUAUUUGGCCACCUUAUACUAUCAUCCUGAAUUCACCCUUGAACGUAAGGUGCAGAUAAAACACCACAAACAAUCUUAUAAUCCAACUUCUUCCAAGUCCAACUCAUUGUGUAAAAUGUUAAAUGCGAUAGCGAUUGGAGUAACGACAGUAAAAUUGCUUUUUUGUCAAUGUUGUCAUCACAACUUACGUAGCGGUCUAUAACCUCAACAACCUUUACAACGUGAUUGUAAUGUGGUUUUAUGACUCAUAGUCCAUAUUACACUAUGGUCUAAGGUAAAGAAAAAGUUUUGACUUUCUUAUUUCAUAUUUCAUGUUCAGAAUUAUGUGUAUUUAGCCAAUAGGGUGAGCUCAGUUUAGGUAGAGACAAUACAAUUUUAAUUAGAGUUGGUUAUUAUUGCUUC
Amaranthus tricolor (Joseph's coat) is the source of this 3454-nucleotide messenger RNA. RefSeq names its product cation/H(+) antiporter 2-like. Gene Ontology annotation, cellular component: endomembrane system; membrane. Gene Ontology annotation, biological process: proton transmembrane transport; regulation of pH. Lineage: Eukaryota; Viridiplantae; Streptophyta; Magnoliopsida; Caryophyllales; Amaranthaceae. Gene Ontology annotation, molecular function: antiporter activity. The record is from RefSeq and is a predicted model, not a curated record. The coding region runs from base 591 to 2915 and encodes 774 amino acids. The transcript is spliced from 3 exons.